AUUUGACAUUAUCACGAGUACUGAAAAAUUUAUCCAAGGAUUGGAAGUACGUUUUGUAUCCGUUGGCGCUGAUAUCAGGAAGAAUCUUUGUACUCUAACCUAAAAAUUUCUUUUCUGUGGAAAAACAUAAACAAACGCAGCAAACGUGUAUUGUGAAAUAAAAACUAUUAUCUCAAAAAGAAAAAAACAUGGAUUUGGACGAAGAUGAUGGAAUUCAUCGGCUGGAAGGUUCAAGCUCCAGUGUUGGUGGUUUGGUAAUCAAGAAAGAACAGAAGGAGCCGACAUUUAAGGUGCCAAAACCAUCACUUCUGGGAUUGGACAAAUUAGCUGCUGCACGUCGUAAAGAACGCGAGAAAGAAGCUAGUCGUCUGAUCUCUUUUAAGGACAGUGAAUUCGAUGAUACAGAAACCAAUUCAUCUGGCAAGGGAGCCUUCAAAACGCCUGACAUCAGCAAGUCUCAUGUUCUGAGCAGAAAGUAUCGCGAUGGAGGUGAUGAGACUCCGUCGUACACGGGCGGUGUUACAGAUACAGCUCGUCAUCGGAUGCUUGAAAGGAUGGCAAGCAGCAAUGUGGCUCAUCGAAGUGGAGAGAAAGGGGUCUAUGCAUCAACAAAAGACCUUAAGAAGAGGGAUAAGGAUAGGGAUCGUGACAGGGAAAGAGGUAGCAGCCGAAAAAGAGAUCGGGAUUAUGAUCGAGGAAGAAGCAGUAGAGACGAUCGACAUCAUCGUGAGGGAAGCUCUUCGCGUUCUAGGGAUGCAACACCACGUACACCUCGUGAUUCCGGAAGGUAUUCCGUGUCUGGCUCUGCCUGGGAUGACGAUGAUGAGAGAAUACCACUGAAAAAGUCAUCGUGGGAUUUCCCAACGCCCAAAUCAAUCGCGGAUGAGCGAAGUGAAUGGUCAGAGAGAAGCAAUCGAAGACCCUGGUCAUCUCGUCAAAAACCAGAAGAUGAAACUCCUCGUGCGACUCCGGCCCAUAAAUUCAACAGUUGGGCAAAUGAUCGGAGGCGAUCAGGAGCAACUCCACGGAGUUCUCGUGAAACUUCCACAUCCCACCAUCAGCCAUGGAGUACAGAUGAGGACAAGAAAUUGUGGGAGGAAGAGCAGAAACGUCUGGAUCGAGAAUGGUAUAACAUCGACGAAGGCUACGAUGAUGAGAAUAAUCCCUUUGGUGGCACGAAUUCUGAGUACUUUCGACGGCGUGAGGAGCAACUGGAGCAGAAACGCACUAAGCGAAUGUCUGCACAGCAGCGUCAAAUCAACAAGGACAAUGAGCUGUGGGAACGGAAUCGGAUGCUGACCUCGGGUGUAGUAAUGUCCAUCAAUGUUUCUGAGGAUUACGAUGAGGAAGCAAUUGAGAGAGUUCAUCUUCUGGUGCACCACAUUGUACCACCUUUCUUGGAUGGACGCAUAGUUUUUACCAAGCAGCCAGAACCAGUUAUUCCUGUCAAAGAUCCAACAAGUGAUAUGGCCCUCAUUGCUCGCAAGGGUAGUGCUCUGGUGCGAGUAUUCCGGGAGCAAAAGGAACGUCGGAAGGCGCAGAAGAAGCACUGGGAAUUAGGUGGAACGAAGAUCGGCAACAUUAUGGGAAUCCAAAAGAGAGCUGAUGAAGAAGAUGAGAAAUUCAAUGAGGACACAGACACGGCAGAUUACAGGAAAGAUCAGAAAUUCGCAGAGCACAUGAUGGAGACGGAUAAUAAGAAAAGUGAAUUUUCGCGCAAGAAGACUAUUCAUGAGCAACGGAAUUAUUUGCCGGUAUUUGCUGUGCGUCAGGAACUCCUCAACGUCAUCCGGGAAAAUUCAGUGGUAAUCAUUGUGGGUGAAACGGGCAGUGGCAAGACCACUCAACUCACUCAAUAUCUCCAUGAGGAUGGGUACAGCAAAUUCGGCAUGAUUGGAUGCACUCAGCCCCGGAGAGUAGCUGCAAUGUCUGUAGCCAAACGAGUCUCCGACGAAAUGGGCACCAAACUAGGCAAAAGGCAUGAAGGGCUUUGCCAUGGAUUCAAUAUGAACUUUGAAGUCUCUCGCCAAUUUGAGAAUUAUGUCUGGUGGGAAAAAUAUUCAUCAAUUUACUGGGCAAUUGUCCAAUUUUCACACACUCAAACUAUUGUUGCACGCCGGCACGAUCUAAAGCUCAUCGUGACAUCCGCCACUAUGGAUUCCACAAAAUUUGCAACAUUCUUUGGCAAUGUGCCCACCUUUACAAUUCCUGGACGGACGUUUCCUGUGGACAUAUUCUUCAGCAAAAACAGCUGUGAUGACUAUGUUGAUGCUGCUGUUAAACAAGCUCUUCAGAUUCAUCUUCAACCCACUGAAGGAGAUAUCCUUAUUUUUAUGCCAGGUCAGGAAGAUAUUGAGGUCACUUGUGAGGUAUUGGCUGAUCGUUUAGCUGAGAUAGAUAAUGCUCCACAAUUAUCAAUUUUGCCCAUUUAUUCUCAACUACCAUCGGAUCUUCAAGCAAAAAUUUUCCAGAGAUCCCCAGAAGGAUUGAGAAAGUGUGUAGUGGCUACCAAUAUUGCUGAGACUUCCCUGACAGUCGAUGGAAUCAUUUAUGUUGUUGAUUCUGGUUAUUGCAAGUUAAAAGUGUACAAUCCAAGAAUUGGAAUGGAUGCUUUGCAAAUUUAUCCGAUAUCUCAAGCAAAUGCCAAUCAGAGAUCUGGACGUGCAGGUAGAACUGGACCUGGUCAGGCAUUCAGAUUGUAUACGGAACGACAGUAUAAGGAUGAUCUUUUGCCAUUAACUGUGCCUGAGAUUCAGAGAACUAAUCUGGCUAACACGGUGCUUCUCCUGAAGUCAUUGGGAGUUGUGGAUUUGCUCCAGUUUCAUUUUAUGGAUCCACCUCCUCAAGACAACAUCCUCAAUUCACUAUAUCAACUUUGGAUUCUGGGUGCAUUGGAUCACACAGGAGGACUCACACCACUUGGUCGACAAAUGGCUGAAUUCCCCCUCGAUCCGCCUCAGUGUCAGAUGCUAAUAGUUUCAUGCCAAAUGGAGUGUAGUGCAGAGGUUCUAAUUAUCGUGUCUAUGCUUUCUGUACCUUCUAUUUUUUAUCGGCCCAAGGGUCGUGAAGAAGAGGCUGAUGGUGUAAGGGAGAAAUUUCAAGUGCCUGAGUCAGAUCAUUUGACUUAUCUCAAUGUCUACAAUCAGUGGAAGCAAAACAACUAUUCAUCUAACUGGGCUAAUGAGCACUUUAUCCACAUCAAAGCACUGCGUAAGGUGCGUGAAGUGCGUCAGCAAUUAAAGGAUAUUCUAGUGCAGCAACGUCUCCCGGUGAAAUCUUGCGGAACAAAUUGGGAUGUAGUACGGAAAUGUAUUUGCUCUGCGUACUUUUACCAGGCAGCGAGACUCAAGGGAAUUGGAGAAUAUGUGAAUUUGAGAACAGGAAUGCCAUGUCAUCUGCAUCCGACGUCAGCACUCUAUGGUUUAGGUACAACACCGGAUUAUGUGGUAUACCAUGAGCUAGUGAUGACGGCUAAAGAAUAUAUGCAGUGUGCCACUGCAGUAGAUGGGCAUUGGCUGGCAGAAUUGGGACCUAUGUUCUUCUCUGUAAAGGAAACAGGACGCAGUGGACGCGAGAAAAAACGUCAAGCAGCUGAACAUCUUCAGGAAAUGGAAGCACAGAUGCAGAAAGCUCAAAAGCAGAUGGAAGAACAGAAACUCCAGGCAGCUCAAAGGGAGGAAGCAAUGAUGCCUAAACAGGAGAUUUUGACACCAGGAGCAACCCCCAGAAGGACUCCGGCAAGAAUUGGACUCUGAUCUAUAGGACAUGUUAAAAGAUAAGUUUAAUCCUAUUUUUUGAAUAAUUAUAAAAUAUAAUUACUUCUAUUAAUAAAGAUGGGAUUGUUUAAUGUAAAAAAAAAA
Messenger RNA from Phlebotomus papatasi, 3860 nucleotides. RefSeq names its product pre-mRNA-splicing factor ATP-dependent RNA helicase PRP16-like. Gene Ontology annotation, molecular function: RNA binding. The transcript has 6 exons. Gene Ontology annotation, cellular component: intracellular anatomical structure; spliceosomal complex. Gene Ontology annotation, biological process: mRNA splicing, via spliceosome. The coding region runs from base 189 to 3755 and encodes 1188 amino acids. The record is from RefSeq and is a predicted model, not a curated record. NCBI's taxonomy places the organism in Eukaryota, Metazoa, Arthropoda, Insecta, Diptera, Psychodidae.